AUGCCUUUCCUGCUGCACCCCCGUCGCAGGGCGUGUGUGGAGGGAUUCCCGCAGCCAGGUGCGGCCACAGGGAGCGCCCUGGAGGGCGCUGCGCCGCACGGCAGCACUCGCGGCAUCGCCGGCCCCAGGGACCGCCGCCGUCUGCUCACCAGGCGCGCUGCAACGGAGCAGGCCCAGGCGCCUGCGGUGGAGGAGGAGGCAGGCGCCGAGCCAUGGACGGCCGAGGGACCCGCCGCGCUGACCCGAGCGGUGCGGCGGCCUCCGCGCCCCGCCAGCGUCCCGCAGUCCGCCGCCAACGCCACCACCGCCGGCAGCGCGGCCAGCGGCGUGGCAGCCAGCGGCGCCGGCCCUUCCAUCCUGGAUGAGCCACUGCCGGACUGGGUGCAGCUGGGGGAGCUUCGGGAGCGGUGGCAGGAGGACCUUGAGGCCAACCAAGCCAAGGUAGCAGAGCUGAAUGAGGGACCACCCAGCCGCCUGGACUUUGUGCUGCUGGGCGACUCCAUCACGGCCUUCAACCGCAGGCAGGACGACACCUGGCAGAGCCACUUUGGCGACCUGGCGGCGCUGCCCCUGGGCGUCAGCGGCAGCACCGUGGAGAUGCUUGCCUGGCGGCUGGCAGUGGGCGGCGAGCGGCCCGAGCCGCCGCCCCGCGUCGCCGCGCUGCUCAUCGGCAUAAACAAUCUGUACAAGGAUGUGUCCGACCCGGCUGUGCCGCUUGAGUGGCUGGUGCGGUGGCUGCGGGCCGCGUGGCCAUACACCCAGCUGGUGGUGCUGGCCCUGCUGCCCACGGACAGGGUGGACGGCGAGCGGGUGGAUGCCGCCAACGCAGACUAUGCAGCUGUGGCGGAGCGGCAGGGCGUGCCCUUUCUGGAGUGCGGGCUGGGCCUGGAUCCAAGAGACGAGUCUUUGUUUAGCGACGGCCUGCACCCAAAUGCGGGCGGCCAGGACGUCUUGCUGGGGUGUGUGCGGGCUGGAGUGCAGGCAUACCUGUUCCCACCCGACCCUGCCCUCGGGUGA
Molecule: messenger RNA, 1017 nt
Organism: Chlorella variabilis
Lineage: Eukaryota; Viridiplantae; Chlorophyta; Trebouxiophyceae; Chlorellales; Chlorellaceae
Exons: 4
Coding region: 1-1017 (338 amino acids)
Source: RefSeq, a predicted model, not a curated record